UUUUUUACCUGCUUGUUUAGUUCGUUAAUUAGUAUAUCUUGGCCAUGAAAUUUACGUGAAUGACCUCUCAAUCGUUAUAAAAUUUCGUUAAGCAGUCUACUAGAAUUCACAUAAUUCUAUCAGCUAAAUAUCAAUGGCGGCCUGGCAAAUCAUUUCCCCUCUUCUACUCCUCUUUGCAACAUCUCUAUAUCUCAUUAAUCCAACAACUUGUCUAGAAAGUCCCAUCUUUUUGGGGUGGAAAUGUGACCCAAAAGCAAACUAUACUGAGAAUAGCCCCUACCACUCAAACCUCCUAAAGGCCUUCUCAAAUCUUACCUCCCUCUCCUCUUUCAACACCUUUUCCACCUUCACUGCAGGCUCAGAUGAUGAAGCCACCAACAAAGUCUAUGCCCUUUACGACUGUCGAAAUGAUCUCCCACUCCGGAUUUGCCACGAUUGCGUCGAGGACGCUGCAAAGAAUCUUGCGCAGCUUUGCUCCUCCAAAGAGGCCAAAGUCACUUAUGAGGAAUGCUUGUUACGCUAUGCUAACCGUCCGAUAUUCGCCAAGAUGGAGCUCGAGCCCUACUAUCGUGAAUGUCAGAUCAGUAUACCGGAUGGAGGCGAGUUGAAUAGAACCAUUGAACCAAUCUUCAGAGGGCUAAUUGAUCAAGCUACAUCGAAAAAUUCAUCGCGCUACUUUGCUAUGGAACAAAUGACUUAUUUUGAGUAUCAAAAAGUAGAUUGUUUGGUGCAAUGUACUCCUGAUAUUAGUAGGGAGGAGUGCAAGGAGUGCUUAAUGGAUGCAUUGAAUUAUACGCUUGAAUGUGCGAACUCUAGCUUGAUGUUAAGCUAUCACCUCGCGCCAAGCUGCCAAAUGAGAUAUGAUGUUCUACAACGUUUCGUUAAUAUAUCCUCAAGCCCUAUACCUUCUUCCAUGGCUUCUCCUCCCAUUUUGUCACCACAAUUAAACACUAGUGAUGGAAGUCAAUGUUUGAUUUCAAUUCAAAUCUUUAUAUUUGUAUUCUUCUUGUUCUUCUGUUUAAUGUUAUAA
Molecule: messenger RNA, 1030 nt
Organism: Beta vulgaris subsp. vulgaris (sugar beet)
Lineage: Eukaryota; Viridiplantae; Streptophyta; Magnoliopsida; Caryophyllales; Amaranthaceae
Product: cysteine-rich receptor-like protein kinase 25
Exons: 2
Coding region: 134-1030 (298 amino acids)
Source: RefSeq, a predicted model, not a curated record